Messenger RNA from Folsomia candida, 1226 nucleotides. RefSeq names its product mitochondrial amidoxime reducing component 2. The transcript is spliced from 6 exons. Gene Ontology annotation, molecular function: molybdenum ion binding; pyridoxal phosphate binding; catalytic activity. The record is from RefSeq and is a predicted model, not a curated record. Lineage: Eukaryota; Metazoa; Arthropoda; Collembola; Entomobryomorpha; Isotomidae. Bases 113 to 1171 code for a protein of 352 amino acids.
CCUCGUUGUUUCUAGUUCCAAGUUGAAGGUUGUAUAAUUUGUUACAGAAGGAAACUCCAAGAUACAAGUAUUAAUAUACGAUUUGCAGGGAAAACCAAGGGACCCUUUGAGAAUGAGUACUUUGGACUCAUCGGCACUAAAAGUCUCCGCAUUAUGUUUCAGUGGCGGGUUGGCCACGGGAAUCAUAAUGAGCAAAUUGGCAAAUAAGUUGAAAAAUUCGGAUUUUUACGAAAAAAAUCCACCCGAAAAAUGGGUGAAAGUUGGCACAAUUUCAGACUUGGUGAUCUAUCCUGUCAAGUCACUGCCAGGCAUUACUGUCACCCAAGCGGUGACUACUAUCUUGGGACUGCAAGAUGCAGCGAACCCUUAUCUGAGAGACAGGUCAUUUGUAAUCACGAAUGCCAACGGCGGUUUCCAGACGCAGAGAGUAAUUCCAUCCAUGGCACUGAUUCAUCCGACUGUAAUUGAGGACGUUUUACACCUAAAGUUUGUCGGGGAAGAUGGAGAUGACGACAUUUCGGUUAAAUUUCCGAAAGAUGUUCAAUACAAUAAGAAAUUGAUUAGGAUUUGGACGGAUAAAGUGUACGCUCUUGAUUGCGGGGAUCAGAUUUCUGACUGGUUAAGCAAGGUUACUGGGGUUGAGGGCCUUCGCUUAUUUUACCACGAUAGCGAAAAUAGUCAAAGAAAAGUUAACCUUGGCCAGAAAGCUUUUCCAAUGUUUGCUCCACGAGAUACGGGAAUAUUCCAAGACGAAACGUCUUACAUGAUGAUGACUGAAGAAUCCUUGACCGAACUAAAUUCGAAAAUGACUCGUCAAUUCCCUAUGAAGUCAUUCCGGCCUUGCAUAACAAUUACAGGGACUCCCGAACCAUGGGCGGAGGAUGCAUGGACUUUUGUCCGAAUUGGAAAUGAUGUUGAAAAGUCGCCGAUAUUCAAAACUUCACAGCCAUGCUUAAGAUGCAAAAUGACCACGAUUGAUCCCGACACUGGAACAAUUAUCGAGGACGGUGAACCGAUAAAGACGCUGACCAGCUUAAAACGACCAGUAUGGAACCCCACGGUUACCAAGAUUGUUAAAAACGCGGCCGUCAUGGGCAUCCAUUUCGGCAUUUUCAAGAAUGAAAAUUCUAUAAUUCAAGUUGGCGACCCAAUUUAUGCAGCAUUAGUGUAAUCUGGUGCCAAAAAAUGAAUAAAUGCAUCAUGCAAAUUUACAUACUGCAAGUAAA